Messenger RNA from Elaeis guineensis (African oil palm), 1695 nucleotides. RefSeq names its product peroxidase 63. Lineage: Eukaryota; Viridiplantae; Streptophyta; Magnoliopsida; Arecales; Arecaceae. The record is from RefSeq and is a predicted model, not a curated record. Gene Ontology annotation, biological process: response to oxidative stress; hydrogen peroxide catabolic process. Gene Ontology annotation, molecular function: peroxidase activity; heme binding.
CGCCCUCUCUGUCGCACUCUGUUACUUGCUCACCAUCUCGAGAGGUCCCAUCAUAACAUAUCCGAAGCAAAACCACUCCCCAGCUCCCCCCCAGACUCCUAGAUCCUUCCCCUUCUCCUCUCCCCGCUAAAACCCCUCCCCACCACCACCUCCCCUCUUCCCCCAUUACCUUCCCUUCUCUUCCUCCCCCAUUCGAUCCUUCUUUCUCCCUUCUUCUCCCCGAAACGGAACCAAUCUGCUUCCUCUCUCAUCGGACCCCGGCCCUCGAGUCCUCAGGGGAGGCAGAUCCGUUCAAUAAAAUAAGGAGGAAUUCUGCGGGACCCCAACAGAAGAAGGGAGGAAAAGUACCGACAUUUUGAGAGGAUGGCGAGGCAUCUCCAGCACUCCUCGGCGCUCCUCGCGGCGGUGCUCGCGGGGGUGGUGGCCCUGUCCUUCCCGGCGCCGUCGACCGCGAAGCUGGCGCUCGACUACUACCAGAAGACGUGCCCCCGCGUGGUGGAUAUUGUGACGCAGGUGGUGACCAACAAGCAGAUCGCCAAUCCCACCACUGGCGCCGGUACCCUCCGCCUCUUCUUCCACGACUGCUUCGUCGGGGGCUGCGACGCCUCCAUCCUCAUCUCGAGCGGCGCCUUCAGCCGCGCCGAGCGCGAUGCCGACAUCAACCUCUCCCUUCCCGGCGACGGCUUCGACGUGGUGGUCCGCGCCAAGACCCAGCUGGAGAUCCAGUGCCCCGGCGUCGUCUCCUGCGCCGACAUCCUCGCCCUGGCCACCCGCGACCUCGUCACGAUGCUCGGUGGGCCCUUCUACCACGUCCGCCUCGGGCGCAAGGACGCCCUCGCCUCCAAGGCGGACACCGUCGAGGGCCACCUCCCCCGCCCCAACAUGACCGUCUCCCAGAUGAUCUCGAUCUUCGCCGCCAAGGGCUUCACCGUCCAGGAGAUGGUGGCCCUCUCUGGCGCCCACACCGUCGGCUUCUCUCACUGCAAGGAGUUCGCCAACCGGAUCUACAACUACAACAACGGCGGCCCGAACGCGUUCGAUCCCUCGAUAAGCCCCGAAUUCGCCAAGGCGCUGCAGAAGGCGUGCGCCAACUACAUCAAUGACGCGACCAUUUCCACCUUCAACGACAUCAUGACGCCGGGGAAGUUCGACAACAUGUACUUCAAGAACCUUGCCGGGGGAUUGGGGCUUCUGGCUUCAGACCAGAUCCUGAUGUCGGACUGGAGGACGAGGCCCUUCGUCGAGCUCUACGCCGCCAACAACACCGCCUUCUUCAAUGACUUCGUGCACGCCAUGGAGAAGCUGAGCGUGUAUGGGGUCAAGACCGGGAGGAACGGAGAGGUCCGGCGGAGGUGCGACAACUUCAAUAACUAGUAAGUCUGAGAGGAGAUGAGAUGUGGUUAUGGUCGUCGUCAUUUCUUGACGCUGGUAAUUUGGAUUGGAAUAGAUUAUUGGUUGAUGAGAGGCGAGUGCGGUGGAAUUAUGAGUGGGAAGUUGACAUUAAUCUGUUUGUUAUUACCAAAGGAUAUGAGAAUGGGAGAUCAAAAUUCUUUUUUGUUUCUGCAGUUUGUCACCACAUACAAGUCGUAUUUCAUAUUUAUUUGGAUAUAUAAAACCUCGUGAUGAUCAUAGUGUCAGGCAGAUGCCAACCUGUUCAUCUGGUCUGGUCUGGUUAAUAAAAGGUUUGAAUCUUAA